UAUGUAGUCUGAAUCAGAUAUAUCAGAAUAUGAUGAAAAGAAGUUUGUUUUACCAAAAUCGACAAAAGAUCUAAAAGCUUGUUAGUAAUGUGGAAUGGUAUUGACAGUUGAAUAAUGGAAUAGAGAAGUGGAGUGUCCAAAUUCUUGCAAUGCUUCAUAAACUAAAUUAUUUUCAGGGUAAAAAUUAGUUAUAAAUUAAAUAUAGUAUGAUUUGUGUUUUGAAACCAUCAUAAAGUUGGGUAAUGAGAAAAUUAGGAAAUCCAAGAAACAUUCAUCCAGGAUUAUAUGCUAUAGAUGUUUAGGCAGAUUGA
Messenger RNA from Paramecium pentaurelia, 311 nucleotides. The record is from the annotation of a GenBank genome assembly. NCBI's taxonomy places the organism in Eukaryota, Ciliophora, Oligohymenophorea, Peniculida, Parameciidae.